AAGGACAAGUUCAGCACUUUUAUUACAGCUUCCUCUCGUAUCUUUACCGCUCAAUCAACAAACCGACCUCGCUAUAUAACAGCAGACAUCAUGGGCGACAUCCCUAAGAAGUACAAGGCCGUCAUCUACGAUGAGCCCGGCAAAGUCUCGACAAAGGUCGUCGAGUUGGACAUGCCGGAGCCAGGCCCAGGUGAGGUCCUCGUGAACCUCACUCAUUCUGGCGUUUGUCAUUCGGAUUUCGGUGUCAUGACCAAUGCCUGGAGAGGACUCCCAGCUCCUACAUCUCCCGGCCAAGUUGGUGGCCACGAAGGCAUCGGCAAGAUCGUCAAGAUGGGACCCGGCACCGACGGCUCCGCCGUGAAAGUCGGACAGCGCGUGGGCAUCAAAUGGAUCAGCGGCAUCUGCGAUACCUGCCCCGCCUGUCUCGCCGGCCACGAUGGCGUCUGCUUCAACCAGAAGGUCUCCGGAUACUACACACCGGGAACCUUCCAGCAAUACACCCUCGCGCCCGCCAACUACGUCACCCCGAUUCCCGAUGGUCUGGACAGCGCCAUGGCGGCACCAAUGCUGUGUGCCGGUGUCACCGUGUACAGUGCGUUGAGAAAGAGCACGGCGCAGGCGGGAGACUGGGUUGCGAUUAUGGGUGCGGGUGGUGGACUUGGACAUCUUGCCUGCCAGAUCGCCUCCAAGGGUCUCGGACUCCGCGUCAUUGGUAUUGACCACGGUAGCAAAAAGGAGCUCGCGACCGAGUGCGGAGCCGAAGUCUUCAUCGACCACACCCAGGGCAACGUCGAGGAGGAAGUCAAGAAGGCAACCGGCGGUCUCGGCGCCCAAUCAGUCCUCGUACUGACGGCCGCCAACGGCGCAUACGCUUCAUCCAUGAACCUCCUCAGGUUCGGCGGUACCCUCGUCUGCGUUGGUAUUCCCGAGGGCGACUUUGUUGCUAUUGCCGGUGCUUUCCCUGGCCUCUUGGUCGCUAAGGCUCAGAAGAUCGUGGGCGUGGCGGUGGGUAACCGUCGGGAAGCUAUUGAGACGCUCGACUUUGCUGCCCGAGGAAUUGUCAAGACGCAUUUCCGGACGGCGAAGAUGGAGGAGUUGACUGGCAUCUUUGAGCAGAUGGAGAGGGGUGAGGUUGUUGGACGUGUUGUACUUGAUCUCUCUGCUUAGAGGGAAAAGGGAAGAAAGAACAAACAAACGAAGUAC
This is a messenger RNA of Zymoseptoria tritici IPO323, 1203 nucleotides long. RefSeq lists its product as uncharacterized. Lineage: Eukaryota; Fungi; Ascomycota; Dothideomycetes; Mycosphaerellales; Mycosphaerellaceae. Gene Ontology annotation, molecular function: oxidoreductase activity. The record is from RefSeq and is a predicted model, not a curated record. The transcript is spliced from 6 exons. The coding region runs from base 91 to 1167 and encodes 358 amino acids.